CGGGUGGGGGUGGGGGGGUGUUGCUCAUUCUUUCCGAUGACUUCAGGCACCGAGGAGCGGAGCAGGACACCAACAUUGUUCCCUCGCUUUCCUCGCAAGGUUUAAUUGUUCCUCGGAGAUGCUGUGGGGGUCCGUUUGGGGAGCCUGGCUCCUGCUGGGCUUCAGCUUCCACGUCGCUACGUCCCUUCUCGACCCUCAAGUCUCCGGAGACCCGGACCAGGCAGACGGGAGCGACGAGCGGGGAUCGGGGUUCUACCCCCCGCACCUCCUCUCCGCAGACGACCCCGGCGCGACAGAACCCCCCGACAGAGCCCUCAACUGCACGCAAAGCUUCUGGUUGCCUCCCAGCCCGGGGGUGUGCUGGGAGAAGGUGGCCGGGCCGGAGGAGCUGGCCGAGUCCCGCCUGCUGGUUCUGCAGAACCGAGCCGCCCUGCACGCCGUCACCUCCUCCAGCGGCGUGGGCGAGGGGGGGCUCUCCUACGACAAGCAGGCCAGGGAGGAGGUGCGGGCCAUCCUGACGGACCACCAAAGCGUGGUGGCGGCCGUUGAGAAGAUGGAGGAGGCCUUCGUCUCCCUGGAGGAGACCAGGAAAGACGGCAAGGAGCGAGGACUCCUAACAAGCUUGAAGGAGCGGAUGGCCCACACCAGGAAGGCGGGGUACGCCCGGGAGCUGACGGCGGCCACCCUGGAGAGACGUUUGUCCACGCUGGAGGAGAGUCUGCUGGCCAUGCAGACAAGACUCAACAAACUGAUCACAUGACAGCAUGACAACAGUGUCCUCGUACACCCCCUGCCACCCCCCCCAUAAGCAUGAUAUGCUAACAUCCUGUACAGCCUGACUACUCCAAUAAAGUCUCCAGGCAGCGUC
This is a messenger RNA of Doryrhamphus excisus (bluestripe pipefish), 868 nucleotides long. RefSeq lists its product as uncharacterized. The record is from RefSeq and is a predicted model, not a curated record. NCBI's taxonomy places the organism in Eukaryota, Metazoa, Chordata, Actinopteri, Syngnathiformes, Syngnathidae.